Folsomia candida is the source of this 4862-nucleotide messenger RNA. Its product is annotated as xanthine dehydrogenase/oxidase. Gene Ontology annotation, molecular function: molybdopterin cofactor binding; 2 iron, 2 sulfur cluster binding; iron ion binding. The coding region runs from base 878 to 4810 and encodes 1310 amino acids. Lineage: Eukaryota; Metazoa; Arthropoda; Collembola; Entomobryomorpha; Isotomidae. The transcript has 27 exons. The record is from RefSeq and is a predicted model, not a curated record.
UUAUAUAUUUAUUCACAUACAAUGAAGUGUGCAUCGUUAAAUUGUAGUACAUUAGACAUUCCAAACUGAAUGCGACAUUACAGUACUUAUGUACAUACACACGCGGAGAUGGUGUAUAAUUCAUGCACUUGAAGCGCAUUGACAAAUGCCGCAACAAGAUUAAACUUAUUAAACUUGAUAGCAGGUGGAGUAGAUAGAUCCAAAUAUUUGAUUAAACCAGCUAUUCAUUUGUAUAAUUAAAAUGCAUUAUAUAACUUAAACGACGAUUAAAUAGUCUACAAAAAUUAAAUUUUUAUGGGUCCAGCAAGACCGUGGAAAUAAAGUGGAUAAAAGCAGCAUGCACUUAAUUGAUACUGACUUUUAGCAUUCAAUCAAGUUUUCACAUCUGUCUGUGUACAUAUAUUGGUGAUGAUUACUGUCAACUAUUCUACAUGCAAAUGUUAAACGCUGCAUGCAAACUAUAUUUUCACAUAAUAUAAUAUAGCGCCCAGUAGAACCAUCUUAUUCCACAUGCAUGCAGUGAUUACAAGCUAAAAGGUAAAUCUAUGUGUACAUAUAAUUACACAAAGAGAGAUGUAUAGAUUAAUCUGUAACAUAUUCUUUUGCUAACUUGUACAUGCAUAAGUGCUUAAAAUAUACAAAAUGGUCGUUGGUCUCUAAAUCUCAAAUAUCGGAUUAAGAAGCAAAAUUCAUCAAUUCAACAUCUGUCAGAUGAAUCUGCUCUGGAUGUUUAAAAGUAAUUAUUUCAACAACGAUGUACUAUUACUCACAAUUAUUCAGUAUAACUCGCACAGACGAAAUACAAGGUCGCUUCUAAAAUAGUCUCAUUCACAGAAAAGCAUAUUUGCAUUCUAGGAAUCUAUUAAGAACUUUAAUUAUGGCGUGGAUGCAUCGGAAAAGAGAUACGCACCAUCCAUUUUUGCUUCUUGUGAAUGGAAAACUGAUUCGUGAUGAAUCCAUUGACCCUGCCUGGUCGCUUGCAUUUUAUUUGAGAGAGAAUCACAUAAAAGGAGUCAAGGUGGGAUGCAACCAAGGGGGAUGCGGGGCUUGUACCGUUUUGAUAUCUCGUUAUUACAAGGAAGAAGAUCAAUUUCGGCAUUAUUCUGCAAACGCUUGCAUCACUCCGAUAGCAAGUGUCCACGGUUCUCACAUCAUGACUGUUGAGUAUCUCUCUGAUGCGAAAGAAAACACGUGUCACGUCAUACAGGAUGCCAUUGUAAAAGGUUGUGCUUCUCAGUGCGGGUUUUGCACCCCUGGAAUGAUAAUGUCCUUGUUGGCAAUGGCCUACACUGAACCGGACACUCGCUUGAAUAUCACGCAGAUCAAGAAAGCUAUUCAAGGAAAUUUAUGCAGAUGUACAGGGUAUCGAUCAAUUUUGCAAGCGUUCCAAAACGUAUCUCUGUGCAACUCAAAGGCUGUUAAUGACAUUGAAGAUAUUGGGAAGGGGAUUCAGAUGUUCGAGUCCCAGAGGACCGUUGUCCCACAUGAUAUGUCUGUACUCACAAGAAUCGAGGCCUUAAUUAAAAAAUUAUUUCGUGAGAAGCCCCACAGUUUCGUUGGUGUUGAGUUCGUGGGACAUAAGCUGACUUGGAUAAGGCCACAGUCGUUAAUUGAGCUUUCUUCCCAUUUAAAAAAGCACCCCGCAGCAAAAAUUGUAUCAGGAUGCACAUCAACAGAAUAUCACCCACAAAGGGUGUCCUUGCUCAAAGAAAUAAUUGUCCAGAUCGACUGGCUGAAGGAAUUACACUCGUUUGAAAUUUAUGAAAACCAUAUUUGCAUUGGAGGCGGACUCGUGAUUGCUCAGCUAAAGCAUCACUUGCAUCAUGCAAUGCAAGCAUUACCAAUAUCGAAAAGGCGAAGUGUCAAGUCGAUCCUUUGCAUUCUUCAGAGAUUCGGGUCUCCCCAAAUUCGUAACUCAGCUACAAUUGGAGGAUGUCUGAGCGUGGACAAUAGUGCGUCAGAUUUGCAGACAUUGGCAAAUGCCUUGGAAUGGAGUGCUCUUUACUUUAAUCCAGUUUCUCAAGCUCACAGCGAAAUCAAAUCAGCAUUCCCCACUCAUCCUCAGUCUCAGAGUAUAAUAGUGAACGUUAAAAUUCCUUUUACAAUGAUGAACGAAUACACCUGGGCAUAUAAAUUGAGCCGUAGGAGAUUUUUUGAUACUGCCAUUCUCAACAUUGCCAGCAAAACCCAAGUUAUCCCGGCUGAUAAUGCAGAUGCAAAAAUCUUUAAGAUAAACUUGUCAUUCGGUGGUUCAGCAAUCAAGAGAUUUUCACUCCUCUUCACUUACGGAACUAAACCAGAAGAUUUAAGUUCAGAACUCUUCAUAAAGAUGAACAACGACAUUCAAAAGGAGAUAUCCUCACAUUUGAAUACGCACAUGUACUCAAUUACUUACAUCUCAGCGCUUGCAAAAAACCUGCUAAAAAAGUUAUACGAGUACCUCCAUGACGCAUUACACCCUUCCGUGUCAUCAAUUCAUCAAGAUCCUGAUGAGAUGGCGUUGACCCAGCUAAAAGCCACACAAAUGAUUGGAACAACAAAGCUGAAGGAUCAAAUUGAUACGGAUUUGGUGUGGAGAGCUAUCCCGCAUGAAUCAGCUUACAAACAUGCAACGGGUGAAGCUGUGUAUUGCGAUGACAUUCCAGGUUUCAAGAAUGAGUUGUUUUUAGAAUUAGUGUGGAGCAAACGAGCCCAUGCAUUCCUGAAAAAAGUGGAUGUGUCCAAAAGCUUGGAAAUCGAGGGUGUUGUUGGAUUCAUCUCUCAUGAAGAUUUAAAGGAUAAAAACAUGUUUGGAAUCAUUGUUAAAGAUGAAGAAAUAUUUGCAAGCGAAAAAGUACGGUGUGUCGGACAACUAAUUGGAGCACUGGUGGCAACUACUCCGUCGAAAGCAAAGUUAGCCGCCGAGCUAGUGGACAUCCAGUACAUUGAUUGUCACCCGAGAAUAUUAACCAUUAGCGACGCUAUUGGCUACAAGUCCUUCUUUGAUGAGCAUAGCACUUCCCUGAAAGUUGGAGAUGUGGACUCAGCUCUGGAAAAUAGUGAACAUGUAAUUGCUGACGAAAUUAAGCUGGGAGGUCAAAUCCACUUUUACAUGGAACCACAAUCUGCGAUAGCCAUUCCCAAAGGGGAAGACGGAGAAAUGGAGUUAAUCGUUGCGACUCAAAACCCAGCUGAAGUUCAACUCUUGGUAUCGCGCACGCUUGGAAUCUCACAGAGUAAAGUUGUUGUCCGCGUUAAGAGAGUUGGGGGUGGGUUUGGGGGUAAAGAUUCGCGAUGUGCACUGGUAGCACUGCCUUGUGCCGUAGCAGCCAAAAAAUUCGGAAAACCAGUCCGUUGCAUUUUGGAGAGACGCACCGAUAUGAUAAUUUCUGGUAAAAGAGAACCUUUUCUAGCUAAGUACGAAGUUGGAUUCAAUUCGGAUGGCCGAUUACAUGCGAUAAGGAUGAAUAUUUAUUCCAAUGCCGGACUGUCAUUAGAUGCUUCCUCGGUCUCGAUUGAGCGGGCUGUUCUUAAUUUGGAUAAUGCAUACCACAUUCCUAAUCUUGAUGUUUUUGGAGUACCAUGCAAAUCAAAUAAACCAUCAAACACCGUUUUCCGAGGGCCUGGAACAGUACAGGGAUCACAUUUUAUCGAAAAUAUUUUGGACAGAAUUGCAGCAAAUUUGAACAAAGACCCUGCAGACGUCCGAUUAGUAAAUAUGUACAAAGAAUCUGACUAUACUCCGUACGGACAAUUGCUUGAAAAUAGCACAAUUCGUCAAUGUUGGGACGAGUGCAUCGAGUCUUCGAGUUAUUAUGAGAGAAGAAAAGAAGCUGAAUUAUAUAACAGCACGCAUUUGUACCGAAAACGAGGACUUUAUCUGAUUCCUUGCCAUUUUGGGAUAGGUUAUAUCUACCUACCUCUUAAUCAAGCAGGUGCGUUAGUUCACAUUUAUCGAGAUGGUUCAGUACUGCUGAGCAUCGGUGGAGUCGAAAUUGGCCAAGGCUUGAACAGUAAAAUGAUUCAGGUAGCAACAAGAGAACUGGGGAUUCAAUCUUCAAAAAUACGAAUACUCGAAACAGCGACAGAUAAAAUCCCUAAUUCUAGUCCAACUUCAGCUAGCUUGAGCUCUGACAUGAAUGGAAUGGCAACUGCAAAUGCUUGCAUAAUCUUGAAAGAACGAUUAAGUUCUUAUGCAAAGAUAACUCCUAAACUGUCAUGGGAUGAAAUCAUUGAGCGGGCAUAUCUGGAUCGUGUUAAUUUAUCCGCCGUCGGAUUCUACAAGACUCCUAAUUUAAACUGGAAUUCAAAUGACAAGCGAGGAAGCCCUUUUAGUUAUUUCGUUUCUGGUGCGGCGUGCAGUGAAGUCGAAGUGGAUUGUUUGACCGGAGAGUACCAACUUCUGAGGACUGAUAUUAUUAUGGACACGGGGAAAAGUUUGAACCCAAAAAUAGAUCUGGGUCAAAUUGAAGGUGCUUUCAUGCAGGGGGUUGGACUAUUCACUCUGGAGGAAAUGGUCACCGAUGACUUUGGGAAUCUUUUGACGACUGGAACCUCAUCGUACAAGAUACCCACGGCACUUGAUAUUCCACUCGAGUUCAACGUUUCGUUCCUUGAAGGGUCUUCCAAUCCAAAGGCAAUCUAUUCAUCCAAGACCGUAGGCGAACCUCCAUUUAUUUUGGCAAACUCUGUGUAUUUUGCGAUUAAAGACGCUGUUCGCCAAUUCAGAAAACAGCUAGGCAUGGAUACAAAGUUUAAGAUGGACUCUCCAGCUACGGUUGAAAAAGUUUUGGACGCCUGUAAUGAUUUAUAUGAACCUCUAAUUGUUUAAAUUGAUGUUCUAAUUUAUUUUGUAUAUAAACUGAGUGAAUUAUUUAUUGUAA